AUGGGGUUUGUGAGGUUUGAUGACCCAGUCCUACCUAAUGUAGCAGGAAACCUGCUCCCGAAUCAUAUCGACCAAGGAGUGAACGGGAUAAGCGAAGGCAGGAACAAGAAGAUCAAAUCUAAGGUCGCAGAAGUCAGGACCCCAUUGAGACGAGUGUGGAAGGAGAUGGGAGAUAUAUGUGCAUCGGAGGGAGAAUCGACGGCGCAGAAUCAAACAGUUAACUACCCCGUGGUCAUCAUAUCGCGACUCAAAAAUAAUGAAGUAGGAGUGCAAAUGCCACCGAGAGUCAUAAUCCAAAGACCUACAGUCUUCCCCUAUAAAGACAGCAAAAGGGUCCCAUGGAAUUAUGACUGUAACGUAACGAUCCCAGGAAAAGAGAACCUGGUUGAUGCUUUAAAAGAGGAUCAAGAUAGGGGCUCUUAUACACGUAGAGGGAGAUGUUACGAUACAGUAAGCAAGAAGGCACAACCUGUAAAAGGAAAAGCCCAAGUGGUCGAAGAGAUGAAGGAAAAAGUAACCAAAUCUGAACUUCCUGUUAAUGAGCCAGUUAAUGAGGAAAAGGCUAAGGAGUUUUUAAAAUUCCUAAAGAACAGCAAGUACAGUAUAGUGGAACAGCUACAUAAACAACCAGCUCGUAUCUCGGUGCUGGCCUUACUCCUAAGUUCGGAAGUCCAUUGCAGCGCACUGAUGAAAGUUUUGGAUGAAACAUAUAUUGCCAAUGAUAUCUCCGUCAAUAAGUUAGACCGCUUGGUUAGCAACAUAAGUGCUGGCAACUAUAUCUUCUUCAAUGAUGACGAGAUCCCACCCGGUGGCAAAGGGUCGACUAAACCUUUACACAUUACCAUGCGCUGUAAGGGAUAUACAUUGCCAGGUGUACUGAUUGACAAUGGGUCGGCCUUGAAUGUCCUACCAUUGUCAACACUAAACAGAUUACCUGUAGACAACUCUCACAUGAAAGAGUGCCAAAACAUAGUGAAGGCAUUCGAUGGCACGGAGAGAAGGGUGAUGGGCAGAAUCGAGGUACCUCUUCAGAUCAGGCCAAACACGUAUGAGGUGGAUUUCCUGGUGAAGGAUAUCAAGCCUUCAUACAACUGCUUAUUGGGAAAGCCCUGGAUACAUUCAGUUGGGGCAGUGCAUUCAUCGUUGCAUCAAAAGUUGAAGUUGGUAUCAGAUGGGCGGUUGAUAACGAUCAAUACUGAAGAGGAUAUCAUUGCAACUGUAAGCAGUAAUGCGCCAUAUUUGGAGACAGAUGACAAAGCAAUCGACUGCUCAUUUCGGUCUUUGGAAUUUGUUAAUGCGACGUUCAUUACCGAGGGAAGUAAGAUUCUGACGCCGAAAUUAUCCAAAACUACGAGGAUGAGUUUACAGUUGAUGGUUGAAAAAGGGGCCUUACCCGGAAGAGGACUUGGGAGACAUCUCCAAGAAAGGGUUGAAACACCGGUAUUGAAGGACAAGAAAGACCGCUUCGGCUUAGGAUUUAAGCCGGAUGCGAGACAAAGGAAAAAAGAGCUGGAAAAAAAGUAA
Molecule: messenger RNA, 1524 nt
Organism: Gossypium arboreum
Lineage: Eukaryota; Viridiplantae; Streptophyta; Magnoliopsida; Malvales; Malvaceae
Exons: 2
Coding region: 1-1524 (507 amino acids)
Source: RefSeq, a predicted model, not a curated record